This is a messenger RNA of Colletotrichum gloeosporioides, 1521 nucleotides long. RefSeq lists its product as uncharacterized. The record is from RefSeq and is a predicted model, not a curated record. The transcript has a single exon. NCBI's taxonomy places the organism in Eukaryota, Fungi, Ascomycota, Sordariomycetes, Glomerellales, Glomerellaceae. Bases 1 to 1521 code for a protein of 506 amino acids.
AUGGAAUCCAGUGGAGUUCAAGAUCGAUAUAUUUGCCUCAGUCACUGCUGGGGUUCCAAGCAGCCUCUGAUCACAACUCAAAGUAAUCUCGCGUACCAUUUGAAUCACAUUCCCUGGGACAAAAUACCGCCUCUGUACCAAGACACCAUACGCCUGGCUUGGAGAUACGGAAUCAAGUACGUCUGGAUCGAUUCGCUAUGCAUUUUGCAAGGCGACGAAAGAGACUGGGCGCAUGAGGCAGGCCGUAUGAAAGACGUUUAUGGAAAUGCUUUCCUUACCAUAGCUGCAGCCUCAAGUCCGGACUGUUCUUCUGGAAUUCUCAGCAAAUCACUGGAUGGCCGUGCAUCUUUCGACGAAUCGACGUUUCUUCACUGGGAAGGAACCACCACAGGGGGUGCGUUCAAGUGGAUAAUCAUGUCGUUUGAUCUUUUGGAUUACAACACAUGCUAUUCAUGUGAUCCCAGCUUCUCUGACUUGCCGAAGAGUUGCUUGCCGACGAGAUGCUUGACACCACUCUAUACAAGAGCUUGGGUUCUUCAAGAAAAUCUCCUGUCACCGCGUACAUUGUCGUUUGCACUGUACAGGUUAAAAUGGACCUGUAGAGACAGCAUUAGAUCUUCGGAUAACCAACGUAACGUAGACCACGGUUUUCCACAAGGUUUCAAUCAAUUGAUACAAGGCAUUACCAAAUCACCCUCCGAAUAUCAAGGAUAUCAUUGGCUAGAGCUCAUUCAGUGUUAUUCCAAGCUCAAGAUCGCCAAGGAGCACGACUGGUUACCAGCUCUCUCAGGCCUGGCCCAGAUUUACCAGCAGACCGAUCCUGACUCAAGAUAUCUCGCUGGAAUAUGGGACAAUUGGCUGCUUCCCAGUCUGACAUGGAGAAGAGCCGACUUGGGAAACAUGGCGAAAAGAGGCACAGAGAGUCUGUUACCCAAGUCAGCGUCCCCGGAACAAUCUGUGCAAUCACAUUGGUGCACUCCUUCGUGGUCAUGGGCUUCUAUCGGUGGCGCUGUUGUCUUUGAAGGCAAUGAUCAAUGGGCAAAAGCCUUCGUUCUUCUACGAGGAGCAGAUUGCGAUCCUUCAACCAUUCACAACCCAUGGGGCAACGUCAGACAUGGCAAGGUCGAUAUUUCUGGGCCGAUCUCGGCGUUUGGUCCCAACGAACAACAUCGAUGUGAACUAGGUCAUGAGACGGAGUUGAAUUUUGACUAUGACGCCAAAGACCUGGCUGGAAAAGAGAUUGAAUGUUUGGUCCUGGGCCUGGAAACUUCUUCGUAUGAGAAGCAUGGGAGGCAAUCGAAUAACCUGGAGUCCUGGAACCGACAGGUUUCUCUGUCCAUUAAGAUAUUCGGACUUCUCCUCGAACCCGUGGAUGUCGACACGGCCACUUAUAGGCGAGUUGGUUUACUAAGGUAUUACUACGAGGGGCGUGGUCCAUAUGCCAUCGAUAAGAGCAGGCGGGGAGCCUGGUGGUACCAAAGAACUACGGAUGCAUUUCGGAGAGACAUUACCAUUGUAUAA